AUGAUGUCAUUUUGGCCGCAAUCUGCCGAGGCUGGCCCUUCCCGCUCGCCACACGUGCCCUCCAAUACCUUUCAUCACCGUGCUUCCUCGCCGACAAAGAUAUCGAUGCCACCCAGCAGUCAAUUCGUAUCAGCAUCCAAGCAUGAAUCUCAUGUCCCCACAUUUCUUGUCCGAUCCGCGACAGAGCAGAAUCCUACCAGUAUCGACCCAAAAUCGUUACACACGUUUGCCUAUGGUGGCUUUGUGCAGUCAUCCCCUUCAACCGAAUCGACCUCUGCCUUCUCGCCGUCGACUAACUAUCGCACCACCUUUUCCAACCCUUCCUCUUCUUCCAUCUCGUCCGCCGGCCAUGCUAGAGCUGCCUCUCAUCGCAACUCUUUCAGCUCGGUAUCUGUCUCUGAGCUUGGCAGCUCUAUGAUGAGUGAUCGAUUGAGUUGGGGCCGCAGCUUCAAGAGACAGAGCAAACGAAACUCGCAUGAUGCCAAGACUGCUGCCAGUCUCCGAGCCUCGGACUUAGCUCAGAAGGACGGUGGCCGCCAUCGAUCCCAUACAGAAGGAUCGCAGUUCUUAAAUCCCAACAGCGGUGACAUCUUUCUCUAUUCCAGCCGCAACCUUGACGCCAGCUCCGACAAAUCACAACAGCCUCGCUUUAUGCACCAGCGACGCAAGUCGGACGGCCCGCAGCGCUCCAGGCUCGAAGUUGGCCAUGACUCAUCCUCCUACAUUCGUAGUAACCGCAUGUUUCGAUCGCGAUCUUCCAACUCGUUGUCGCACGCCUUUUUCGACCCUCGCGCUCACAAGCACCAAUCCAAAAACAGUACGCACAGCCUCAGUCUUGUCAAAGAUGAAGAUGAGGAAGACUUUGCUACCAGCUCCGGCAACGGCAUGCCUAGCUCUCCUUUGCGCGACUGUCAGACCUUCGCAGACUGGGACGACCAGCAAGCGCUACUACCUUCUAGUAAACAAGUCGAGGACCACGCUGCACGCGAUCGCCAGGCCAUCAUGAUCUCGAGCUCCUCAUCCAAAACACUGCGCAGACGAUCUGGCGAGAUCGUCAAUGUGGCAGCUCGCUCCGCCGCGCAGGCAACCAAGAAGGGUCUGAGCGUCAUUCGCAGAGCAGGCAGUUUCGACGUCAGUUCCAAAGCCUCUGCAGACGCUGUUCAAGAGCGCAAUCGGUUUCGCUCCAACUCUUCCUCUUCCUUCCUCACCACGCUAGGCCUGGUACCCCGACUCGAUCCUCGCCACCAGCGUUCUCAAACGCUCCACGUAGUCGAUGCCCCGAAGACCCCAGGCAAUGAAACGACCGGCAAGAGCAAGCAAGCAUCACUUUCGCUGCCUAGUUCCGUUCAGCAUUCUCCAAAGCUGCAAGGAUUAGGGCUGCACGGUGAAGGCACGAGAUUUAACGCUUCGCGCUUCUCCCAGAUCACGGAAGCGGAAGAUGAAGACAAGUCCCUCUCCAAGGACUUGCCGCAGACUCCAUCCAAAACGCUAGCCACUAUGUCGUUCGACAGCGACCAAGAACUUCAACUUCGUAGGUCUGACUCUUCCGAGGCACUCGAGAAAGAUGAGCCAAACGAGGUUCCAUUGGUUUCAGAACAGACACCCCCAACAGCCUCCGAGGCAGCGAAAGCCGAACCAAAGUCUCCCAGCCGCUCAGCGAUCGAACAACGUCAUGGUCUUGCCAAGCGAUCCUACGCCGCUUUGAUCGAUUUGCUGAAUCCAACGCUGCACAAGGAGGGUAAGCCGCAGUCUCGAGGCCGACAAGCUUCGCUCGGAGGAGCCGAGCCGGUUCGAGGCCUAUCAAACGGCGACCACGGUGGCAAAGGCGUAACUGGUGCUGGUGGUUCUGGCGUCUCGUCCGCGAACAAUGGUGGCAGAAAUCGUGGUAAUACCGGCGGCGGUCGUGGCAACGGCAUGCAUGGCGGAGGUGGCGGUGGCGGUGGCGCGGGUCCGACAAACGGAGGUAAUGGUGGUGGAACGGGAGGCGGCGGCCCCCCGGAUCGUCGUGGGGGCCCGCCUCGUGGCGGCGGCAACAGCUCUUCAGAUGUAGGUCCACCGGUCAAUUCGGUUUACCGAAGGCUUGAGCUCGUCGGACGAGGAGCGUACGGCGCCGUUUACCGUGGCGUCCACGUCGAGACGGGUGCUGCGGUAGCGCUCAAGGUAGUGAAUCUGGACACGCCAGACGAUGACGUGAGUGACAUCCAACGCGAAGUGGCUCUGCUGAGUCAACUACGCGAGGCUGCUUCCAAGAAUGUCGUACGGUACUGGGGCUGUUGGCUCAAAGGCCCAGAGUUAUGGAUUGUUAUGGACUUUGCAGAAGGUGGCAGUGUGCGCACUCUUAUGAAGGCCGGCGCCAUCGCCGAACGCUAUUGUGCGGUGAUCGUCAGGGAGACGCUGGUAGCGCUCAACUAUCUGCACAAAUCGGGCAUUAUCCAUCGCGACAUCAAAGCUGCCAACAUCCUGCUCACCAGCACUGGCCGCAUCCUGUUGUGCGAUUUCGGUGUCGCCGCUUCCCUCGCCUCGAACAGCGUCCACAGCAAGCGCAGUACUUUUGUCGGCACGCCCUAUUGGAUGGCACCCGAAGUCAUCACAGAAGGCAAGACAUACGAUCAGAAAGCCGACGUGUGGAGUCUCGGCAUUACUAUCUACGAAAUGGCUACAGGCAAUCCACCGCUAGCCGAUGUGGAACAGAUGCGAGUCAUUAUGCUCAUCCCCAAAAGCAAGCCGCCGAGGUUGCCGCUCGAAGGCGAUUUUUCGCCCGCGAUGCGCGACUUUGUAGCCGCGUGCCUCAACGAAGAGCCCAAGGAGCGUGCGACAUCGGAAGAACUCACGAAGCUCAAGUGGAUCAAGACGUACGCCAAGACGCCGUCGAGCGUGCUCAAGGAGGUGAUCCAGUCGUACAAUGCAUGGACAAAGGCUGGAGGCAUGCGCAUGAGUUUGAUCGGUGCCGAGACGGCAGAUUGGGGCGAGGCGGGGAAUCGCGAUUCGUUUGCGUUUGAUGGGAGGGAGACGGGUGAGGGUUGGGAAUUCAACACGCUUCAAAGUGCUAGGGAGUGGGAUGAGGAUGAGGAGGAAGUGGAAGGUCAGCAUGCGCCAAUUCCAAUUCGCGAUCAUCCGCUUUUGCGUUUAUUUGAUGUCGAGCCAAGCGACGGUGCGACGAGUGCGGGAGGAGGCUAUGCGACGAGGGGAGGAACGGGAGCAGACAGCGUCAAUGGGUCCACAUGGAGACCGGCUGCGCCAGCGGUCGAAGCUUGUGCGACGCUGCGAGCACAGCAAGCGCCUCCGCAGCUCAAGACGCAGCAGUCGUCGUCAUCGCUGUCUGCCGCUGUACCGAUGGCGAAACCGUCCCUCGGCGCUCACGCCCAAGAGAAGGCGAGUUUCACGGGAACGGGCAACACUCCCUUCCGAUUUGGUGUCGGUGGUGGUGUGGGUCCAGCGCAGCCGAUGCGCAAACGCUCGCAAUCGCUCACGAAACCCAGCAGCAGUUCUUCCGGCUCGUCUUCGCUCGCAAUGUCGACCGCAGCGUCAUCCACUACGACAGCGAUCGUCAUACCGGAUUCUCGUUCGUUGCACGACCUGAGUUCGGCUGGUUCGGCUGGUGCUGCUGGUGCUGCUGGUGCUGCGCAGCCUAAGCAGACUUACAGUUCGCGCGUAUUGGAGCAGCGCAUGGGGCACGGCAAGAGUAAUGACGCGACCUCUUCCGGAUUGUACACUGAUCUGGAUCGCGCAGUGGACAACGCGGAACUCAUUGCGCAUCACCGCCAAUCGCACGGUGGGAGCGAUCCCACCACGGCCGGGCUACACGCGUCGCCGUCUCGCCAUGUGCAGCUGUGGGACCGCGGUGCGAACGCACAGACGUACAGUCGGCUCGCAAGGCUGCGUGCGGGCUAUCUGACGCAACCACGCCAGCGCGCAGACAGCGCGAGUCUCGCCGCCUCCACAUCGCUCGCUGCAAGCGACGAUUCGCCCAUCACUCCUACCGCGCAAGCUGCAGCAGCAGCCACACCAACGCCCACCACUGUCGCGACUGCGACUGCGACUGCGGCGGCUGGGACUGGCGUUCCUGCGGGAUCCGCUUUCACCCGCCCGCACAUGGACGCAGGCCCGGCGCUGAAACCGCUCGAUUUCGCUCAUUUGCACACCAAACACCAGGUCUCGUCCACGUUGGCCAAGACGCUUGACGAUCUCGGCAAGUGGCUGGACGUCCUCAGUCUAGGGUUGGGCCGCGCAGUGCAUUCGGAUUUGUGA
Messenger RNA from Mycosarcoma maydis (corn smut), 4248 nucleotides. RefSeq lists its product as uncharacterized. Gene Ontology annotation, molecular function: ATP binding; protein serine/threonine kinase activity. The coding region runs from base 1 to 4248 and encodes 1415 amino acids. The record is from RefSeq and is a predicted model, not a curated record. The transcript has a single exon. Gene Ontology annotation, biological process: protein phosphorylation. Lineage: Eukaryota; Fungi; Basidiomycota; Ustilaginomycetes; Ustilaginales.